Molecule: messenger RNA, 2281 nt
Organism: Tribolium castaneum (red flour beetle)
Lineage: Eukaryota; Metazoa; Arthropoda; Insecta; Coleoptera; Tenebrionidae
Exons: 6
Coding region: 346-2175 (609 amino acids)
Molecular function (GO): phosphatidylinositol binding
Source: RefSeq, a predicted model, not a curated record
AGUGAUUACCGAAACCGCACCCGACCGAAUGAUGUCACCCAUAACCAGAAUCAUAAUUUUGCUUAAAUUCGUCUAAAACAACCAAAAUUCGGCUAAAAUCGCCCCAAAUCAGUCGUUUCCAGCCAAAACAGCCCAAUUUUGGCCAAAUUAACUCGCUGACAUUAGCCCAGUUUGACACUUCCCAAUCAGCUGAUUGUACCAGUAGUGUCUGUUUUGUGUUUUUAAUCGAAAAUCCUGUGAUAUCACGUUUCUGGCGAUAAGGGCCCCACUGCAACCCAUCUUAUCGCAAUGUUAUGCCACCUCGAGUCAGAUUCACCCAUGCCAUGACCGGCCAAGGUUAUAAUUAUGUCCCUGAAGCUCAUGUCGGCUGUAAUUUCGCCAAAUAUCGCAAAUCAACCGAAAUCCGAAACCGCUGAUAAACUCCUACGACAGUUACUCGAGUGCGUGCAAGAGUGCCAAAAACGAUAUGGGGGAAAAACCGAACUAGCGACUGAGUUUGAUAGCUGUGUUGUGGCCCUGUGCUUGACGCUCGAGGCCGUUUUGCUGCACGGAAUCCGGGUAAACCCCCAAGGCUCCGCUUUGAAGCAAGUGGCGAGCAGUCUGCAUCUAGGGGGCGAGAACCCUUCGUUUUGGCCGUUUGUUAGGACGCAUUUAACGAAGCAUGAGCAGGAGAGAUACGCCGUUUUGAAACAUAUCUGGACUGACACGGGCCGCGGGCGUGCGUGGAUCAGGGCGGCGCUGAACGAGCGUUCUCUGGAAAGAUAUUUUCAUAUUUUAUUGAGCAAUCAAUCGAUAUUAGAGAUUUACUAUGAAGGCUGUGCAAUUUUACGCGAUUUGGAGAAGAGUUCCAUGUUGCCCAACAUGGCGGGGGGCGUAGGCUCGAUCCUCUUCGCCAUUAGUAUAGAUAAACCUGAACUAAACUCGGGGAUUCCCCCCCGCAUCGACAGUAUCAAAUCGAAGGCGGAGCCCAUCAUUGAGGCCCCCUUGAGCGAGCGCCCCAAAACCCGGAAAAAGAAAAAGGUGGCGCGACAAUUUAUCUCAUUUGAUGAGGACGAUAGUGUUUUGUCAACUAGCGUCCCAUCAACCUCUAGCAGUAUUUCCUCUGAUACAAGUACCUCGAAUGAACAGCAACAGUCUUCCACUAAGUUGAAAAAAAUUCUCGAAGAAAACAGAAUGGCCGAAAACGCGAAACCGCGUCGGAAAUUAUCGAUCGAAACGAGUGGUUCCCGCGAAAAGUUCCGGGAAAUCCCCGAAACACUUACUCCAGUCUCGCACGCCGAAAUCGGCGAACUUACCCCAGUUUCGGUCGAAAUCAAUAAAAAUUUCGAAUCGGACGCGGUUGUGGAAGUCCCGACUGACAUUAGCGAAGUCCUAACGGCAGUCGAAGCCCGCAAUACCGAAGAACUGAACAAGAAACAAGAACGCAUCGAUCAGUUGUCCAAAGAGAACGAGAUUCUCAAAGAGCAGGUUAAGAAGUACGUCAGUGCGAUUCAAAUGUUGAAAAACAACGAAAACGUGACACUUGAAGAUUUGGACAUCAACCAGCAACCGGAUUAUCAAGGCGAGGCGAAACUUUUCGAAAAAAAAUUAGUCCAAGUUGCCGAAAUGCACGCCGAAUUGAUGGACUUUAACGUGGCUUUGCAGCAAUCGCUCUGUCAGAAGGACCAGCUGGUUGAGCGGCUCAAGGCCGAGCUGGAGCAACUCCGGGGGCCGUGUCAUGAUGAUGACACGGAGGGCGAAGUCUCGGGGAAUGUUAAUGUCUGGAUUCCUUCGGCGUUUUUGACCGGGACUGGGUCAAGUGCACAUCAUGUUUAUCAAAUUUUUCUAAGGGCCGGGAAUGACGAGUGGAAUAUUUAUAGGCGAUAUGCGCAGUUUUAUGCAUUGCACUCUGAUUUGAAAAAGUUGGAUCCGGCGGUCACGUCGUUUGAUUUUCCGCCGAAAAAAAGUAUAGGGAAAAAGGAUUCAGCGUUAGUUGAAGAGCGCCGAAAGCGACUGCAAGUCUAUCUGAGGCGCGUUUUAGCGCAUUGGCCCGAACUAUCGCAUUGCAAUAGCCGGUUUUUACUAGAGCAACAUUUGGCUUUUUUCAAGGACCAGAAGGACGGUGAGCCGAAUAAAGGGAUUUUCUCGCCUCGAAGAAGCCGAAAUACUAAUGAUAAUCACUAUGCAGGGCUUUAAACUAGAUCUGUGGAGGUUUCCAGUAAUAAAUUAGGGUUAUUUGUUACGAAUAAUACGUUUUAUAUUUUAUGAUGAGCAGUAAAGAUAAAUAAAAUAAUUUGAAUAA